Molecule: messenger RNA, 550 nt
Organism: Aspergillus sclerotioniger CBS 115572
Lineage: Eukaryota; Fungi; Ascomycota; Eurotiomycetes; Eurotiales; Aspergillaceae
Exons: 3
Coding region: 103-339 (78 amino acids)
Source: RefSeq, a predicted model, not a curated record
AGGUCCUGUUCGCACUGAUAGGAGAUCCCCGGGCUUCUCCAAUCUCACCCAGUUGUUGUGUAACUCGCCUGUCUUAUCAUUUGCUAUCACGACUGUUGUUGAAUGAAGGAGAGGGGAAACGCGAUUGCUACUAGUACUAUUAUGCUCAGCCUAUCUAGUCCCGAGUCGGUAGUUACUGCGUGGUCUCAUCUGCCGGUCCCGGCGCGUGUCCGCCCACUUUUUCCUGGACGGUUGCAAACGAUUGCCUUAUUGUCUCAAUCCCUUCUGACUCCUGACUCGACUCUAACCGAUCCGUGCUGCGUUCCGUUCCGUACCUACCUCCUACUACUCCUACAUUAACCCAAAUCCCUCCUCCGCCUUUUCCCAUUGCACCCGCGACAUUCCUUCCCACGCCGGGCCCUCAUGGCCCCCAAAGAGGACAUGCUGCCGCCUGGCUGGGAAGAUCUAGACAGGCUGCCAUGUCGUCCCCGACAGGCAGAUGGGGCAGCUAUUUAUGAUGGGCUUCGACGGAACUUCGGUCAGCCCUCAGAUCCGCUCUCUGAUCGAAAAC